AUGGCUUCCUCUUUUGAUUCUUGGAGUAAGGUUGUCCUCUUUAGCUUAUCCUUGCUUGGCUUGUGUUCUGCUGUACAGGUUGAUUAUGAUCCAACUGCUUUCAUCAUCAAUGGAGAGAGACGUGUCAUUUUUUCUGGUGCGGUUCACUUCCCACGAAGCACGGAGAAAAUGUGGCCUCAAAUUCUUCAAAAGGCCAAAGAUGGAGGUCUUGAUGCCAUAGAAACUUAUGUGUUUUGGGAUCAUCAUGAACCUAUGAAAGGGAAGUAUGACUUCACAAAGAACUUGAAUUUCGUCAAAUUCUUCCAGCUCGUCCAACAACAUGGGCUCUAUGGCAUUUUAAGAAUUGGUCCUUACGUUUGUGCUGAAUGGAAUUUUGGUGGCCUCCCAAUAUGGCUACACAAAAUUCCUGGGAUUCAGAUCAGAACUGACAAUGGACCUUGGAAGAAUGAAAUGCAAACUUUUGUCACCAAAAUUGUCAACAUGUGUAAAGAAGCCAAGCUUUUUGCAUCACAAGGAGGACCCAUCAUUCUUGCACAAAUUGAGAAUGAGUAUGGGAACAUCAUGUCAGGUUACGGAGAACCAGCGAAGGAGUAUGUGAAAUGGUGUGCUCAAAUGGCUGUAGCACAGAACAUCGGUGUUCCUUGGAUUAUGUGCCAGCAGAAUGAUGCUCCUGCUAUUGUUAUCCAAACUUGUAAUGGGUUUUAUUGUGACAGUUUCCAACCCAAUGGCAAUAACCCAAAAAACCCAAAGGCGUUCACAGAAAAUUGGAUUGGGUGGUAUCAAAGAUGGGGUGAAAAAUUACCCCACAGGACUACUGAAGAUUCAGCUUUUGGAGUGGCUCGCUUUUUCCAAAAUGGCGGAGUUCUCAACAAUUACUACAUGUUCCAUGGAGGAACAAACUUUGGACGAAUGUCCGGAGGCCCAUAUAUCACAACCAGUUAUGAUUAUGAUGCACUACUUGAUGAGUAUGGAAAUCUCAAUCAACCAAAAUAUGGGCAUCUGAAGCAACUUCAUGAAGCAAUAAAAUCAGGAGAGAAGAUUAUUACAAACGCCACAAGAACCGAAACAAACGUUGGCAAUUCAGUCAACUUGACCACAUACACCAGCGCUAAUGGUGGGAAAUUUUGCUACUUGAGUAACACUGAUCAAAGCCAAGAUGCACAUGUAGACUUAAAAAAUGGCAAUGGCCAGUACUUUGUUCCUGCUUGGUCUGUAUCCAUUCUUGAAAAUUGCAGUAAAGAGAUGUACAAUACGGCAAAGAUAAAUACUCAAACCUCAAUGAUGGUGAAGAAAGCUGAUGCUUCAUCUUCUCGUCUUACUUGGGAAUGGAUGGCAGAGAGCAUGGAAGACACUCUAGGUGGCAAGGGAACUUCUAAAGCAAACCAACUUUUUGAGCAGAAAGAUUUCACUCUAGAUGCAAGUGACUAUUUGUGGUACAUGACAGCGGUUAACAUCAACGACACUUCCUCUUGGCAAAACGCAACACUUCAAGUGUUAACAAUGGGCCAUGGACUUCAUGCCUAUGUUAACAAAAAUCUUGUUGGAUCACAAUUCGGUCAAUUCGGAGGAAACUUCACAUUUGAGCAAUCUGUUACUUUGACACAAGGACCAAACAUUAUAACUCUACUCAGUGUCACUGUGGGGCUUGCAAAUUAUGGUGCCAAGUUUGACUUGGUCCCGACAGGACUAGCAGGCGGUUCAGUUAAGUUAAUUGGCAAGAACAACCUCUCUAUGGACUUGACAAACAAUUCUUGGUCUUACAAAACCGGCUUGAAUGGCGAGGCUCAACAUCUCCAUAAAGGGUCAUGGCAAUCUAGUUCUAGUACUAGUCUUCCUGUUGGCAAAGGAAUGACUUGGUAUAAGGCCAAGUUCAAUGCUCCUGCUGGAACCAACCCUGUGGUAGUGGACUUACAAGGCAUGGGCAAAGGAGCAGCUUGGGUGAACGGUCAAGGAAUUGGUCGAUAUUGGCCAUUGAAUGUUGCUGAUUCUGAUGGAUGCAAUCAAACAUGUGAUUAUAGAGGAAACUACGAAUCAACCAAAUGCACAUACAAUUGUGGUAAGCCAACACAGAGAUGGUACCAUGUGCCAAGGCAAUACUUGAAAAAUAAAGACAACAUAAUUGUUUUGUUUGAAGAAAUAGGUGGGAAUCCUCAGAACAUAUCAUUCCAAACUGUCUCAAUGGGAACUGUUUGUGCUCAUGCAUAUGAAGGUGCCAAUUUAACCCUGUCAUGUGACGGUGGCAAAAUGUCAAAAGUUGAAUUUGCUAGCUUUGGAAACCCAGCAGGUGAAUGUGGGUCUUUCAAAAAAGGCUCAUCUGAUGCAAGUAAUAGCAUGUCUGUUGUGGAAAAAGCCUGCGUUGGAAAGCCGACUUGUAGUUUGGCAGUGACGAAGGAAACAUUUGGUGCACAAGGUGCAAGUAGCGGAAGCGGCAAUACUACUGCCAUAAAUAGACUAGCCGUGCAAAUCGCUUGCUGA
This is a messenger RNA of Neltuma alba, 2475 nucleotides long. RefSeq names its product beta-galactosidase 7-like. Gene Ontology annotation, biological process: carbohydrate metabolic process. NCBI's taxonomy places the organism in Eukaryota, Viridiplantae, Streptophyta, Magnoliopsida, Fabales, Fabaceae. The record is from RefSeq and is a predicted model, not a curated record. Gene Ontology annotation, molecular function: carbohydrate binding; hydrolase activity, hydrolyzing O-glycosyl compounds. Bases 1 to 2475 code for a protein of 824 amino acids. The transcript has a single exon.